UUUCCUAUGGUUUCGUUAGGCCCAACCCUAUGUAAUGGCGUAUGGGAAAAUAAUGGAAAACCAAAUUCUCUUGAAGGAAAAAGGAAAAGCAAAACCCUAUUUUCUCACCUUCUAGCCCCAGGCCUUCGUGAUUUUUCAGACUUUUACCUUUCUUGCUGGUUCGUCACCCGCCUCCGCCGCUCGUUACUGGAUCUCGCCCCGACAAGUCGUCUCUAGGUAAAACAGUAAACCAUAUUCAUCGUUUCUCUUCCAUCAAUGAUCCACCGACCUUGGUGGCGAUCAUUUUGAAUGAAAUCGAAAUUCUGAUAUCCGACUGUUGGCUUCCGUCCGCUUCCAAUUUCCGCGCGGUUCGAUGAAUAUCCACACAUUCUAGAGGUCGGUUCGGUCCAGAUUUCUUUUUCGAACCGGACCGACUUUGCAGUGCUGCUCCUUGGCCUCGAGGGUUCUAGCUUCCAAAACUCAAAACCCAGGAUGAUACCAUCAUGUUUUCACUCUUCUGCUUUAGCAAGUUUUCUCUAAGGUCGAUCAUUGAUCCAUAUCUCCGACCAUCUCUGCUUUCCUUGGCUAACUUUUCGACAAGAACUCUGUAGGAAGCUAUCGGGGAACCGGCAAGCACCACUCAUGGCUUAUUCUCGUGGACAUGACUUCUUGUUUUGCAAUUUGUGCGGAACCAUGUUGUCGUUCUGCUCAACGAAAUAUGUUGAGUGUCCUUCGUGCAAGUCUAGGCGAAGUGCAAAAGAGAUCGUCGGUAGAGAAAUAAGUUACACAGUAACUGCUGAGGAAAUUAGAAAGCAGUUGGGAAUUUCAUUAAUUGAUGAAGAGAAAAUGCAGUUAGCAAAGGAAAGGAGAAGAUGUGAAAAAUGUGGAAAUGAUGAAGCUUGGUUUGAGAGCAGACAGAUGAGAUCGGCUGAUGAAGGCCAGACCACAUUUUAUACCUGCACUAAAUGUCAUCAUCAGACUAGAGAGAAUUGAUCUUCCAUAUAACUUUUUUUAGGAUGUCACAUUUAUUCAUCCUUGAAUUAGUUGGGUGGUUCCAUUGGAAUCCAAAAGCUUUAACAUGAUGAGUUAUGUUCUUAAACAAUUGAACUUGAUCUGUAUGGAAUGAUUAAUCUGAGAAUAUGACAGAAGUGGCAAAAUUUGUUGAUUGAUUUGAUUUGGUAGUAAUAUCUAAGAAUAUGACGAGAUUCACUCCA
Messenger RNA from Cucumis sativus (cucumber), 1193 nucleotides. RefSeq names its product DNA-directed RNA polymerase I subunit RPA12. The coding region runs from base 622 to 972 and encodes 116 amino acids. The transcript is spliced from 6 exons. Gene Ontology annotation, cellular component: RNA polymerase I complex. Gene Ontology annotation, biological process: termination of RNA polymerase I transcription; DNA-templated transcription. Gene Ontology annotation, molecular function: nucleic acid binding; zinc ion binding; DNA-directed RNA polymerase activity. Lineage: Eukaryota; Viridiplantae; Streptophyta; Magnoliopsida; Cucurbitales; Cucurbitaceae. The record is from RefSeq and is a predicted model, not a curated record.